AUGCCUCCAAUCUCCCGUGAAAUUUACGGUUCUUUGAAUCGAGUUACUAUGCUCGAAGCAGAUGACUACCUUCCGGAAAAUUCGGCUGCCAAGUUGAAAGUAUUCGAGAUAUCCGGCUCCCCUGAACCUGCGCUUGGCUCGAUCAUCGAUUCGGAAACGAAGAGAGAGUAUAUGAUUAUAAUGAUUUUACUUGCCAUUUUGAUUUCCUCCAUUAUCGGACUUUCCAUUGGCUUUAUUGUUCGCCAAUGUCAGCGAGCCCAUUCCAGGCGAAAAUGGGAUGUCGAACAAGGUCGACGAGAAGUCAAAUAUUCCAGGCCCUUCGGUUCCUCCGAAUUGUCCUUGGGAAUGUACAAAGACAACGGCGAAGAGGAAAGCCUUUACGUUCGUACGCGGUCAUUUGAUCUGCAAACACCUGCAGCCACUCUACAAUCACCAAUGGUUCCAAUGGCCCCAAUGGUCCCGAAGACUCCACAUAAUGCAUCGUCAUUGGAAGCGCACAUUCUUUUCCCACCUGGAAUAAAGCCAUCGCGAACAAUUCCGAGCCAGCAAGGACCAGGAGCACCUCUACGGCCCGAUCGGGGUUCCAUUUCACUACCUAACAUCUUCGAAGCCGCUGGCGGGCCGUCCAUGAUGUCUCAACCUUCAUCAUUAGCGCUUGGGCCAUACUACAGAGCCGGGAUGAUGCCCAUAAGUCAACUCUCAACAAUGCAGACACGCAGAACCUCAACCCCAUCUCCAGUUGUCGCACUAAGAUCGCGCAGCACCACACGCCCAUUGUAUGAACGCUUGCAAACCAGAUCAUUAUGGUCCUCAUCGGACUUCAGCGCCACAUUCGAACCGCCUUCUCCUAGCCUCUACUCACCUACUUCGUCGAUUCCAGUUCAAUUCAGAAACCUCUCUCCUCGACCGGCUCCGGCACUAUCCAGUUUCGACCACAUAUCAUCUGCGAAUCCCUUCGAAGAUGUUUCCUCCAUCGCGUUACCCAUCGGGACACCAGCACGGCCUAUAUCCUCGAUAGAUACCGAGGGCGGUCUUUCGGCACUCUCAUACCCUGGACGAAUAGCCCAGCUGCGCAAGUCCCUAAGCACCCUUCCAGCUCUAGACAUCCCACCAUCCCCAGCACCAUCUCAGGAAAGUCGCCCACCCUCUUUUGCACCUAAACAAGAUCGCUCCGAUGCAGCCAACAGAGAACCGGUCAGCAAGAUCGAGCGGUGGCUCUCCGGAUCAACCGGGACCCUCUCCACAUUUGGUUCUAUCCUAGGAUACCCUGAGCCGCAAUCCGAGGCGAGGAGAUCGAGCGAAGCGGAGACUUGGUCGAGGAGAGGUCCGGUGGUGUCACCUAUACGAUCUAUGAAAAGUUCACGGCGCCGCGGAAGCUCACCCGAGGACUGGGUGAGGGGGGGUCUGGGAACGUCGCCUGUGCGAACCACCGUGGAAAGCUCACGGCGUAGCAGCUCCUCGGAGGGAGAAGUGGUAUUAAUCGCGGCGGCAUUUUGA
This is a messenger RNA of Drepanopeziza brunnea f. sp. 'multigermtubi' MB_m1, 1497 nucleotides long. RefSeq lists its product as uncharacterized. The record is from RefSeq and is a predicted model, not a curated record. Lineage: Eukaryota; Fungi; Ascomycota; Leotiomycetes; Helotiales; Drepanopezizaceae.